AGAAGUGAGAACUCAACCAGAGACAGUACACAAACCACUGCAGAUACGCAGAAAAGAUCGAGUCAGAUCGUACGGAGCUGCCGUCACCGCUGACACCCCACAUCACUGUGGGGCCGUGAACAGUCGUUACCGAGCGAUGGAAGACUCGAUAUUUCAACUAUUUAUUGUUGGUGUUUUAUGGGGCAGCACAAAUCCAUUUCUGAAAGCUGCAACUAAUAAAGUAAAAAGAAAUAAGACAUUUAAUAUGAUUUCAGAAAUCGUGGAUCAUGUAACUAAUUGGCAAUAUUUGAUACCAUUUAUUAUCAACCAAUGUGGUUCAUUGUUGUUCUAUUUCACUUUAAAAUAUUCAGACAUAUCUUUGGCUGUUCCUAUUACAAAUGGAGUUUCACUUGUGAGUACAUCAAUAGUAGGCACUUUGAUCGGAGAAGAAAAACCAAAAUUUAGAACGAUGGUUGGAAUACUAUUUUUACUAUUUGGUAUUUUUUGUUUAAUUAUAGAUAAGAAAACAUGAACAAUCAUUUAUUA
Aphis gossypii (cotton aphid) is the source of this 525-nucleotide messenger RNA. Its product is annotated as transmembrane protein 234 homolog. The transcript is spliced from 5 exons. The record is from RefSeq and is a predicted model, not a curated record. The coding region runs from base 137 to 511 and encodes 124 amino acids. Lineage: Eukaryota; Metazoa; Arthropoda; Insecta; Hemiptera; Aphididae.